This is a messenger RNA of Iphiclides podalirius (scarce swallowtail), 585 nucleotides long. NCBI's taxonomy places the organism in Eukaryota, Metazoa, Arthropoda, Insecta, Lepidoptera, Papilionidae. The record is from the annotation of a GenBank genome assembly.
AUGGGCGAUUGCUGUACGAACAAGGUCAGCGUGCCGGGGUAUGUGGGCAGCUUGGCGGCGUCACUGCCAGGUGGCGGGGCGCCGGCCUGGGAGCGGUUGGGAGCCGAGCUGGUACUCUCUGGCCUGGUGGCGGCUGCCCACUUCGCCGCUAUGGAGCGACGUUGGACCGGAUCCGCGCCUGCUUUGCUGGGCGCCGCCUAUUGCGCGGCGAGCUUCGUAUCGAUGCCGUCGCUGAACCCGGCGCGCUCGCUGGGCCCGUCGUUCGUGCUCUCGCGCUGGGAGGGCCACUGGGUCAGCUGGGUGGGGGGGCUCGGGGGCGGCGUUGCCAGCGCGCUGCUGCACGAGUGGGGCGGCAGGCGGUCGCCCGCCAACAGCAACUCGCGCGCCUCCUCGCCGAGGGACCUCGACGAGCUGGACAAGCCCGCCUUCCCCACGCACUACCGCCACGCGUCCACCUACUGUACGGCGCCCCGACCAGACAACACUGAGCCCCUCUACUCUGGCACCAAGUCGAUGUACUGCCGCUCGCCGCCGCCGGCGCGCCACGCGCUGCACAGGUCAGCACUGGGGUCGGCGUGCCAAACG